Molecule: messenger RNA, 3407 nt
Organism: Patiria miniata (bat star)
Lineage: Eukaryota; Metazoa; Echinodermata; Asteroidea; Valvatida; Asterinidae
Product: asparagine--tRNA ligase, cytoplasmic-like
Exons: 18
Coding region: 4-1524 (506 amino acids)
Biological process (GO): asparaginyl-tRNA aminoacylation
Cellular component (GO): cytoplasm
Molecular function (GO): ATP binding; asparagine-tRNA ligase activity; nucleic acid binding
Source: RefSeq, a predicted model, not a curated record
AAGAUGGAGCAGUUGUACCUCUCGGAGAAAGGAAACGAUGAUUCGGUAGAUGGUACACAGCAAAAACCGCUCGAUACACUUCUUAAGCUUUUCCAGCGAGAUCAGAAGAAGAAAGAUGAGAAGGAAAAGAGAGAGGAUGAAGAUCGUGAAAGAAGAGAGAAAAAUCUUGAGGAAGCCAAGAAGAUAGUCAUCGAAGAGGAUCCUAGUCUGCCCAAGGCCAAGAGGAUUCUGAUCAAGGAAGGAACUGCAAACCGCGACCAGCGGGUGAAAGUCCAAGGCUGGGUGCAUCGUCUACGCAGACAAGGCAAGAAUCUGAUGUUUAUUGUGUUGCGAGAUGGAACCGGACUCAUCCAAUGUGUUCUGCAUGACAAACUGUGCCAGACGUACAACGCUCUCAUCUUGUCGACAGAGAGUUCUGUAUCACUGUAUGGUGUCAUCAAGGUUCUCCCAGAGGGCAAGAUGGCACCAGGAGGCCAUGAGUUAUCCUGUGAUUACUGGGAGCUGAUUGGUGCAGCUCCGGCGGGUGGGGCUGAUAAUCUCGUCAACGAGGAGUCCCACAUUGAUGUUCAGCUGGACCAGCGGCACAUGAUGAUGCGAGGAGAAACGCUUUCAAAGAUUAUGAGAGUCAGGUCCACUGUGGCUCAGUGUUUCCGCGAACACUAUUUCAACAGUGGUUACAUUGAGGUUUGCCCACCCACCACGGUCCUAACUCAAUACGAAAGCGGGGCCUUCAAGUUAGACUUCUUUGGUGAACAGGCCUACCUGACUCAAUCCUCUCAGCUCUACUUAGAGACUGCUCUACCAUCGCUAGGUGACGUCUUCUGCAUCUCUCAGUCCUACCGUGCCGAGAUGUCCCGCACCAGGCGCCAUGUAGCAGAGUUUACCCACAUUGAGGCGGAAUGUCCCUUCAUCUGCUUUGAUGAUCUACUCACUCGAUUGGAGGAUCUUAUCUGUGACACUGUGGACAAAGCCUUGGCGUCCCCUAUCGGACCUCUCAUCAUGGAAUUCAACCCGGAUUUCAAGCCUCCCAAGCGUCCGUUUAGGCGUAUGGAUUACAGUGAAGCCAUCACGUACCUUAAAGAACACGACAUCAGAAAAGAUGACGGAACAUUCUAUGAAUUUGGAGAGGAUAUCCCUGAGGCACCGGAGAGGAAGAUGAUGGACCAAAUUAAUGAGCCCAUCUUACUCUGUCGAUUCCCAGCAGAGAUUAAAUCCUUCUACAUGCAGCGUUGUCCAGAGGACCGUAGGCUGACGGAAUCUGUUGACGUUCUGAUGCCCAACGUUGGCGAGAUCGUUGGCGGAUCUAUGAGGAUCUGGGAUUACGAUGAGCUGAUGGCGGCGUAUAAGUCUGCCAAGAUUGAUCCCACACCGUAUUACUGGUACACGGACCAGAGGAAGUACGGUACCUGUCCUCAUGGAGGCUACGGUCUCGGACUGGAACGAUUCUUGACCUGGAUCCUAAACCGCAUGCACAUCAGGGACGUCUGCUUCUACCCACGUUUCAUAGAACGAUGCACGCCAUAGAUGCGUCAACACGUCGCCUUCAAUUCCUGAUUCUAAGCAUUGCUUAUUUGUGUGGGAAGUAAGGAGUAGUUGAUAAAGGGCGGGGCUAAGUUGGUCAAGAGGGGGUGAUUGUGUGCCCUAGGACCAAAUUCCUAGAGAUAAUUUUGCCAUUGUAUUGUAAUGUAUUUCUUCAAGGUGAAGUGUUAAACUUUCUUCAAAGAUCGCUCUUUUAGUUUCAAGUAUUUUUUUUGUCCAAAACUCAUUACAAAUUGCAGUAUUGCAGUUUUAAAUUUUCUUCAAAGCUCGCUCUUUUAGAUUCAAGUCAUCUUGUUUUUUGACCAAAACUCAACAAAUUGCAAAGGGUUAACCUUACAUUUUUUAUGAAAAUUUUGCCAAAAUAGGACUUGCCUCCAAAUGACUCAGAAAUGCCCUACAAUGUAAGAUGAGUUUCAAUCAAUGUUCAAAAAAACAUUAUUAUGAAGAUUUGAACGAAAAUUACUGGUUUAUUGAUUGGGGACAAAAGUUAUCAUUUGUGACCGCGAUUUCCCCCACAUGUUUGACGCGAUUAUCUGUGGAAUGGAAUAUCUGACCAGAAAUCGUGUUGGAAUUUGGUCUCAAGUACUUUAAGCCAAAAAAAAGGCUACGGUUUCUGGUAUGCGCUCGCGUGUCACCGUAGCCAUGCGCAUCGGCAAAAUAAGAUGUUGUCUCAAAACCGCCAAACUCACUGGUUUGUCUGGAAUCCUGCUACUGCACAAUUUCAACGUGCUUUUAGAUGGGCUUACAAUCGAGCAUAAUCUUUAUGUUGCCCCUUUGGGCUCACAUAUUUUGCACUAAAUUUAAUCGGGCACCAUUUGCAGUCAUCAGCCGAUAUUUGAAGGAAAAAAACAAGUAAUUUUUCUGAAAAUGCAGCAUUGCCGCACCAAUUUUGGGGCAAGCUCCAUACCAGAAACCAAAGAAUUAUUUUUUUUGGCCGUACGCAAUUUUCUUGCAAGUUUAAAGCAAUAUAGUUUUUUUUGCCAGAAUUAAAAUAGAAUACGCUUUUACUAAAAUUUUCCCAAAAGAUGAUUUCUCAAAAUAAUAGUCCAUUCUUUGAACUUUAUCAUGUUUUCUUAAUAAAUUCCUUCUAAAAUAUUCUCAAUAACAUGUAUUGUAAUCAACUGCUGAAUAGUUACUCUAAUUUCUCAUUCAGCUGCACGUAUGUGUCAAAUAUUAUCAUGUAUCACUUCAAGUAUCUUUCUUUCCUUUCAACUGGGUAUGUAACUGUCUAAAACAAAUAUAUCAGAAUGCAAAACAUGUUUUUCUCAUAAAGAAAAUUAUGUCACAUUUUUGUUCAAAUUGUCCGUUAUUCCCACUGAUAAAAAUCCAUGUUCAAAGCUUUUGAGGAGAUAUAUUCUUUUUUCUUUUCAGAACUCAGAAUUUACAUUCUUGAAUUGGUUUUUCAAAAAUGUCAUAUCUAUCACAAGCCCACAAUUUAUUGUUCCAUUUUGCACUCUUCAACUAUACUUCAAAUAUACAGUAGACGAGAACUCUAUUUAAAUAUACUUGCCAUCCCUCUUGUUUUUAAAUUGCAAAACUUAGACGUUAUUGCCCUCUUUAAAGUAAAUGGAUCUGCUCAAAGUAUGUACAAGUAUGUUUAAUCAAAGUUACGAAAGGAAAUUUGAACUGCAUGUGACAGUACAAUUUUUUGUAAACAUUGUUUCAAUUUGUCUAACAAAUAUUGGUGUCAAAAUUCACGCUCUUGUUUUUGGAAAUGAUUGCAUUUUUUUCAAUGAUUGGUACAAAGUCAACACUGGAUUUGUUUGUCUUGUUUUAUUUCUUCCUAUAAUUAAAAUGAUUUUCAAGUUUAAGGUUUUUGGAAUGAAUGGAUUUAAUAAAAUUGCAAAGUGCAACAACUAAGCUCUAUA